Messenger RNA from Halichondria panicea, 3732 nucleotides. RefSeq names its product meiosis inhibitor protein 1-like. NCBI's taxonomy places the organism in Eukaryota, Metazoa, Porifera, Demospongiae, Suberitida, Halichondriidae. The record is from RefSeq and is a predicted model, not a curated record. The transcript is spliced from 34 exons. Gene Ontology annotation, biological process: meiosis I. Bases 31 to 3609 code for a protein of 1192 amino acids.
UUCGAGGCUAUAGCUCACAUGUGGUAGAAAAUGGAUGAUGCAGUUAGUUGCCCUCUGCUCACUGCAAGGCAUGCACACCACAGUGCAGUGUGGUGUGUGACUGGAUACUCCUUCCCAAAGCUGUGCAUUGCAUGUGCAACUGAGAGGCUGGAAAAUCACUCAAAAGGAGAGCUAAACAUUCACAUCAAGAAGAUUCUAGGGGAAUUCCAAGCACUCCUGAGCUCUACUGCGCAUGCGUGCAACUCCUCUGAGCAGAGUUUCUUCUCUGUACUCUCCACAGAUUCAAGAGUAGUGGAGCAUCUAUGUGGACUGCUAUUUGGUUUGCUGCAGUCACAUGAUGCGACUGUAGCUCAGUCUUCACUGGAAGUGCUGAUGACCCUGCUGGGGCUAGCCAAGACACAGGACAUCAGCCGGAGACUACUGCAGAAAACUGUGCAAUCUAUACUGACGAGCCCCAACCUACCCAGCUCUCUCCCUCAUCUCACACUAUUGGGACGGCUACUCCACUCUCACUCCGCCCUCACCUUUGACCUGUUGCACUCGUAUGGCAGUCUGCUUGAUUUCCUCCUCAAUGGACUCUCUUAUCCCGAUGAGAAGAUCAAGUCCUCUGUUGUCUACCUCCUCGUUCAGGUGGCAGGGAAAACUCCACCCACUUCCCUCCCCCUCUCCCUCGUACAGAGAUUGGCCAGACACAUCUCUACUAACCUCGCCACUGCAAAGUCACAUGAUCUAACAAUCAACCUUCUCGGUUUGGUACGUCAUUUGCUCAAGAGUGACUCAUACACCCAGUGUCUGAUACAGGCUGACAGACUCAAUGCAGAUGCAAAAGGCUCCACUUUUGCUUCUGCUUUCAAAAGGGUGUUGUUGAGUCAAGACGAGCUGCUCCAGCUGUCAGGAGUGCAGUGCAUAGCCGAGGUACUCACCUCACAUCCUGACUAUGGCCGAACACUCUUAAGUGCUGACAUUGCAGAAUUCCUCUUUGAAGCACUUUCAAGCAAAACUGAGCUGUUAUUAAACUCUCUGUUUAAUUGUCUCAACUCUCUGGCUGGAAUCGAUGAGUUCUACACGAAGUACCAUGUUGUUUAUGGUAUGGAACCGAUAUUGACUGGACUGAACACCUUGCUCAAACUGAGGAAUCAUGUGUCUGCUCAGUCAGGAAUCACUCUGCUAACAAAGAUACUCACAAGACAGCCGAGGGGUGUGUCCCUGUUCUGUAGCCCCACCCUCCUGCACAACCUCUUGGAUCUACUCACCUCUCUACUAGAGGUGGAGUGUCUGGCCACACCCACCACUGCUGCCCUCAGUGCUCUCAUCAGCUCUCAGCAUGUCCCCAGUGGCACUCCCCUCCGACCCUUUCUCACUCCUUUGGCCCACCUCCUCUCUCUCUUACAACCUUUGACUUCUGCCGAUGAUAUCAGGGAAACAACUGUUGAUUUCACAGCUAGUACCAAAGACCUGAUUUGCAAUGUUUUCCAGUGUUUUUCAAGAGUGUGCAGACUGUCUCUGGAGGGUGGUGUGGUGUGUGUUGGUGAUGAUGAUAAUGAUGACAGAGACUUCUUGCUGUCAGCCAUGAGAGAGUCUCUCCUACCCGUGUUCCUGCUCCACUUGGACCAUUUUGACACACCUAGACCUAGUGUUUCCGUCCUCUCAAUGGCGGACUGUCUCCUCCAGUUGUUGGUGACCUCACAGACAGGCAGAGAAUUGGCCGAGACUUUAUGUGGCACAGGGUUCAUUCAACUUAUCUUGGAACUGAAAGCUAAGUUCCCCGGCUCUGUUGAAGGGGCCAGUGAUCUGUGCUCCGUUGGUGACCAGCUGCUAGUGAAGCUGUGCACGACUCUGGAGGGUUCAAAUGUCAGGGUUCCCUACAUCAAGGACGCUCUCCAACAGGCACUACCCUCUCUCAGUGGUGCUCCCACGGACUGCCUGCAAGUGCUGACUCAGCGUUCCCAGCUCCCUGGACGUACCACUCCCUCCAGUCUACAGUCGGCACAAGCCGCAGUGCUCUGUCUCCUCUGCACUGCCCACACACACGGCAACCAAUUGGUGCCAGCAAGUGACUUGCUGAGAGCUCUGGACAUGUUCCUCUCGUUGAACCCUGACCUCCACCUGCUUCCACCCACCACCUUGUCACAUAUCACCGUUUUAUACGCUAUUGCAUCACAUGAUGUCCCUUCCUGUCUCAAUGGCAGUGACGUUAGCUCUAAUAGGAUAUCAGGUCUGGCGAUUCUAACGAGAGGUGUGCAGCGCGUGACUGAUCCAACCUCACUGUUUGUACCUCAUGUCAGUCUGAUGAGCUGGUGCCUUCGUCAGUGGGGUGGGGGGAACGACAUCACUAAGGCCUGGAUGCAGCAAUGGAUCUCCCUGGCCCACCAGUCUCAGUCACAAGCUGAGAAUCUCUCGUUGCUACUGGAGACCAGUAACCUGGCACUGCAGUGCGUCUUGGGUCUCAUUAGCGCUCCCUCCUCUGAUGACGGUAUGGGUGGUCUGACCACUGUCUCGGAACUGUUGGAGCACCUCCUUCUCAAUUCCCGGGAGAACUCGUCGCUGUGGGUAACCAUGUACACAUGUCUGAAUAGGAUUAUCCUGGAACAAAGAGUUCAUCCAUUACCAGACGACUCCUAUGGUGCUCUACUUAAACUCUUAGCGAUGACUCGGAACAACAAGGAUUGUGCUGAUCUCAUCACUUCAGACGUUAAGCUCACCUAUCACAUUGCGAAUCUGGUGUGUCGGGUGGGUGUGGUCUUGGAGGACAGCACUGCUAGUGCUCAUGGGAGGGUCAUUGCCCAGUGUGGACUGGAGAUACUGUCCGUGUGUGUAGAGCUACAGACCUCCUCCUCACAGAUUGUUCGUUCGCUACUGAGCAACCAAUCUCUGCUUCACAAACUAUCUACACUGUUGCCAAGAGACAGCAAAGCUAAGACACACAACUUGUUAUCAGCUGUCGUGAUGGAAUUUAUUACUCUUCUCAUUGCUGCAAAUGAUGUUGUCAACCAUCACAUACCUCUGAGUGCACAUACCUUGAUGUCAGCAUUGCUCUCUCCGGUUCCUAGAGUUCAAAUUGCUGGUCUCAAUCUGUGGGGGAAGGUAUUUUCCGGAGGAGGCGUGGCAUCACCCUUCAUCAUCCAAGGGGUGGGCCAACAGCCUCUCAGGCAGCUGAGAACUUUGACCUUCCUAAUCAUGAACUGCUCAGUGAAUGGAAGUGUGGGUGUGGCUGAGGCAGCUGCCAACUGUUUUGUGGAGCUCACUAAGUAUUCACAUUCACUGGACAAGUGCAAGAAAGGUAUUCUGUCUCCAUGGUGCCUGGUUCUACUCAGGCACAGUGUAGAUAUGUAUAAGUCCUCCAUAUUGCCACUUCACAGGGUCACCUGCUUGCAACAGAUUCUUCAAUCUAUGUCGCUCGAUUCGGAGUUCAAAGGUCAGCCACACACCCUACGCCCAACUCUUCGAUCACUAGGCCAGCUGCUCUACAAGUCACUACUGACGGCAACCUCAGGAAAUGACGUGGCUCAAAAUCUAACCUCUUGUCUUAAGCAGAUUGCGAGAUUGGAUAGAGGUUGCUUAGAAGAGCAGCAAUGGAGAAUAGUCGAGCAAUAUGACGCUGUGAACUAACUGUUUGUCAUUCAUUAUCGUAUCCUGUUACAAUUAUUGUGUUUAUUUAUAUGUUAUAAAGAUAUACGCUUCUGUUUAUACCACUGAAUGCAUUUUAUUGAAAUAAUUAAUCAUUCUAUAAAG